Molecule: messenger RNA, 1525 nt
Organism: Tachysurus vachellii
Lineage: Eukaryota; Metazoa; Chordata; Actinopteri; Siluriformes; Bagridae
Product: protein phosphatase 1 regulatory subunit 15B-like
Exons: 3
Coding region: 241-1371 (376 amino acids)
Biological process (GO): response to endoplasmic reticulum stress
Cellular component (GO): protein phosphatase type 1 complex; endoplasmic reticulum
Molecular function (GO): protein phosphatase regulator activity
Source: RefSeq, a predicted model, not a curated record
CACAGUGAGACACCGACCAACACGAAAACAGAUUUAAAUACUAUAUAACGAGGAAGCUUUCUGACGAAAGACAAACAUUCGAAGGAUUAUUACUUCAUUAUGGCACUGGUUUAUACUCGGAAUACAUCGACUGCUUUUGAUCGUUUAAACAGUUAUAGUAUUUCUGCUAGAAAUCGUCACUGGAGCGCGAGACAGGCGACUGGCUGAACUGUUAUUGAUCAGAGAGUAAUUGUGACAGCAAUGGGACCAUUUUCUACCCUUCUGAAUAAUCUAUUCUCUUGUUGGAGGCCACAACACAAAACCCCUAAGCUAUUGUCCUUGAAGCUUGAUUAUUUUUUUCCUACCAUGACAAAGACAACUGAAAUUCGACCCUUCAGUUCAUACAGGAGAAAGUUAGUCAAUUUUGUGUUACAGAACAUUUCCUUUUUUCUGUGUGAAGUCUUCAGGAAAGUCAUACAUCACUGUAUGACUGGUAUAGAGUUACUAAGCAUAAACAUGUUCUUGUUUACCAGAGAAACAGUGGUCAUGACCAGGAACAGUGAAAUCAAAAUGGCCACCAUUUUUGAGACGACUGUUAAUCCACAAAUGAAGGCAAUGAUCAAUUCUGAUCAGCUGGCAGGGGCAGAAGUUCUGCUCACAGACUGGCUUGAAUGUCAGUCUGAAAAGCAGGAUGAUCAUAGUGACUAUGAAACUGAAUGGAGUGAGGAAGAAGAUUGGUCAGAUGAAGGAGAUUCAGAGAUGUCUCCAGAGAACAGAGAGUUAUGGGACUCCUUCUUGAACAACAGUGAUCCUUACAGUCCACUCUGCUUCUCCUGCCCUGCUGAAGUAAAAGCUUCAGAUAGUGAUCAAUGUGAUGAUGAACUUGUUCCUUCUAAUCAUCAAGAGACAGAACCUGAAUGGAGUGAGGAAGAAGAUUCUGAUUGGUCUGACGAAGGAGAUUCAGAGAUGUCUCCAGAGAACAGCGAGUUAUGGGACUCCUUCUUGAACAACAGUGAUCCCUACAGUCCACUCUGCUUCUCCUGCCCUGCUGGACUGAAAAUAAAGGCAUCAGAGGUUAAACAAAACCACACACCUUCCAGCCCCACAGCCAGAGAGGUUGAGGAGCACAAUCCUGACCAGAAUACAAAGAAAAGAGCUAAGAAGGUGCGUUUCAGUGAGGAGGUGACCAUACACACCCUUGAGGCAUGGGGAUUUGCAAGCCAGGAAGCACGAGAUGGGUCGUGCUGGAUGGAGAUGGCGAGAGAUCGAGAGCGUUUCAAAAGGAGAGUAGAGAAAGCUGGAGAGCUCAUCAGCCCGUGCCUCACAGCUCAGCACAGAGCCAGAGUUUUGGACAGACUGAGGAGCCACUCUCAUAUUUUAGAAGUUCAGUGAUUGCAAACCUAUAAAUGUAGUAAAAUUAUGGCAGCUUUUUUUUUUAUUUUUCUAUAAUUUAUUAUAUGGUUCUAUUAUAUUUACCUCAAGACACUGAAGUUACUGCACUGUGAAUCAUUCUUUGUUGGUUAAAUAAAGAUUACAUGAACUUUUA